AUGGUCGCCACGUUGGCGGUGGACAGAAUGGCCGCCAUGACGGCGGUGGACAGAAUGACUAUACACGGUGACGGUGGACAGAAUGGCCGCCACAUGGGCGGUGGACAGAAUGGUCGCCACGGUGGCGGUGGACAGAAUGGCGUACACGGUGGCGGUGGACAGAAUGGAGGCCACGGUGGCGGUGGACAGAAUGGAGGCCACGGUGGCGGUGGGCAGAAUGGCGUACACGGUGGCGGUGGGCAGAGUGGUCGCCACGGUGGCGGUGGACAGAAUGGCCGCCACGAUGGCGGUGGAGAGAAUGGCUGCCAUGAUGGCGGUGGACAGAAUGGCCAUCACGAUGCUGCAUAUCACAAUAGCCGCCGCCAUGCUGCAUAUAGCAACGAACGACGGUUUGGUUUGGCAGUUCCAAGAUCGCGCGUAGAAUAA
Messenger RNA from Hyalella azteca, 426 nucleotides. Its product is annotated as glycine-rich protein DOT1-like. The record is from RefSeq and is a predicted model, not a curated record. Bases 1 to 426 code for a protein of 141 amino acids. Lineage: Eukaryota; Metazoa; Arthropoda; Malacostraca; Amphipoda; Hyalellidae. The transcript has a single exon.